AAUAUCGGAAUCGAAUUGCUGAGGAUCGUGACGGUAAGAAAUAUAUGAGGGCUGUCGGGAUGGUUUAGUUAUGAAACUUUUAUAACAUGUGUGAAACUAACUUCAUUACUUUACCCAAACCAAACUUUGUCCAGACACAGAACACAACAGGAGUUCCUCAUAUCCUCUUUUCUCUAUCUCCAUUAAUGGAAUCAGAGACGACCAUACCGAGCAACAAAGACGAGACCAAGACGGAGUCCACAGAAUUCGAGAAGAAUCAGAAACGGUACCAAGACUUGAUCGCCACAUUUCCUCACGUGAAAGGCUGGUUUUCCAAAGGUCCCCUGAUCGAGUAUUGUGGUCACUGGUACAUACAGGCUGGCCUAGAAGGGUGCCUUCACGCGCAAGACUUCUUCCAAGCACGGCCCACUGACAUCCUCGUUUGUACCUACCCAAAGUCAGGUACCACUUGGCUGAAAGCUCUAACUUUCACCAUCGCCAAUAGAUCUCGCUUCGACGACGAUUCCUCAAACCCUCUCGAAAAACGCAACCCUCACGACCUUGUUCCUUUCAUUGAGAUAGAUCUCCCUCUGUUCCUUAACGGUGAUGCCCUUAAAGAAAACACUUUGUUUGCGACUCAUAUGCCGCACGAUUUGUUACCCGAAUCGGUUGCAAAAUCGGAUUGUAAAAUGGUUUACAUCUGGAGAGAUCCAAAGGACACGUUCAUCUCCAAGUGGGCUUUCUUUAAAAAAGAAAAAUCAGAUGUUGGCUCUCUCAACAGUCUUGAGGAGUCUUUUGAUAUGUUCUGUCGUGGUGUUUCGGUGUGCGGUCCCUAUCUAGAUCAUGUCUUGGGGUAUUGGAAAGCUUACCAAGAGAAUCCAGAUCAGGUUUUGUUUCUCAAGUACGAGACGAUGAGAGCUGAUCCGUUGCCGCAUGUGAAAAGAUUGGCUGAGUUUAUGGGUUAUGGGUUCACAAUUGAGGAAGAGGAAAAAGGUGUUGUUGAGAAAGUUGUGAACCUUUGCAGUUUCGAGACGCUGAAAAAUCUUGAUGUCAACCAAGGGGAGAGAAACAGAGAGGUCAUUCCUUCGAUUUAUUAUCCUAAUAGCGCCUAUUUCAGGAAAGGAAAGGUUGGAGAUUGGCAGAACUACCUCACUCAAGAGAUGGCAGCUCGGAUCGAUGGAUUGAUGGAAGAACAAUUUAAGGGAUCAGGUCUGCUUGAACAUACUUGGUAAUAUAUUAUGACCCGUUAAAUCUAGUUUGGUGGCGCAAUGAAUCAUCCCUUAACCA
This is a messenger RNA of Camelina sativa (false flax), 1266 nucleotides long. Its product is annotated as cytosolic sulfotransferase 18. The record is from RefSeq and is a predicted model, not a curated record. Gene Ontology annotation, molecular function: sulfotransferase activity. Lineage: Eukaryota; Viridiplantae; Streptophyta; Magnoliopsida; Brassicales; Brassicaceae.